AGCAGGAAUAAGAAAGCUUUGUGAUUUGGAGUUUCAAAUGAACUUAAUGUAUGGUAGAGAACAUUAUAAAAGUUAAUAAGAAUUAUAUAAUUAGAAUCAAUUGGAAUCACAGUUUAUAAUUGAAUUACAACAAUUGGUGUAUCCAAAUUUGCCGUAUUUAAGCAAUCGAAAUUUUGAAAAUGUACAUUAAUUAAAUAACAAAUGAAAGCUUUUCUUUUAAUAUGCCUCCUUGCCACAUCAAUGUUGGUUAAAGCAGUUGACACUCCAUAAGAUUAAAUCCCAAGCGUAGAAACAGAUUCCCCAAGUUUCCUUCAUGUCCAAUAAGUAUGCCCAUAUUGUUGCAAUGGCACAUGCUGCUCUUCCAUCUCCUCUUGUAAUAGAGGAGUGUGUAAUAAUAUUGUUGCACCUUAUACCUGUGUCUAAGGAUGAUUUUAUAUUCACAUCAUAAUUAAGUCAUACAUUAUAUCAUACCUUUAUU
Molecule: messenger RNA, 478 nt
Organism: Paramecium octaurelia
Lineage: Eukaryota; Ciliophora; Oligohymenophorea; Peniculida; Parameciidae
Source: the annotation of a GenBank genome assembly